Messenger RNA from Eurytemora carolleeae, 5539 nucleotides. RefSeq lists its product as uncharacterized. The coding region runs from base 58 to 4728 and encodes 1556 amino acids. The record is from RefSeq and is a predicted model, not a curated record. Lineage: Eukaryota; Metazoa; Arthropoda; Copepoda; Calanoida; Temoridae. The transcript has 5 exons.
UACACAGGCAGUCACAUUGGUUCAGUUCCAUAGGAAGAAAAUUAAAGGAUAGAUGAUAUGGGGGUGAAGCUGUCUAAGCAGCUAGGGGCUGACCCCAGCCCCACGACCACUUCGGUCCACAAGAGUCCGCCUCCAGGGGGUGGAGCUAACACGCCCAGGGGUAGCCCGCCCCCUAAUUUGAAACGCAGGCCAAGCAUAGGGAAGAGGUUGCGCAGUUCCUACAGAACCUGGGCAGCUUCAAGAUUAAAUAAACCUACAGCAGAACAGGUUGCAGUCUGCAGUGCCCCAGAGGAGAAGGAAACCCCAGUCUUAUCUAUACCAACUAUUCAGGUUGACAAUGUUGCUGAUGAGGAUUCAGUGAAUGGUGUAGUGGAGGAUGGCGAGGUUGAUAUUGCAGCUGUUGUUGCAGAACUAGUUGUUUCUAAACACAAGAGAAAAACUGCUUCAAGAGCACAUUCAAGGGAAAAUAUUACAGAUCAGGAUACUGCUCAGGAUAAUGUGGCUUCUCAAGAUCAAGAAUCAGCUACGGUGCAUCCAGUUGAUGCAGAGGAAGCAUCAACAGAAAAUGAAGCUGUACUAGAGAUUUCUGUCGAAGAGGUUGCUGCUGAAGAGGUUGCAGCAGAAGGGGUUGCUGUAGAAGAGGUUGCUGUAGAAGAAGAGGUUGUUGCAGAAGUGGUUUCUGUAGAAGUGGUUUCUGUAGAAGAGGUUGCUGUAGAAGAGGUUGAUACAGAAGAGGCUGUUGAAGAAGAGAUUGCUGUAGAAGAGGUUACUGUAGACGAUGUUGCUGUAAAUGAAGUUCCUGUAGAAGAGGUUGCUGGAGCAGAAAAUGCUGAAAAAGAUGUUGCUGUAGAAGAGGUUGCUGGAGAAGAGGUUGCUCGAGAAGAAGUGGCUGCAGAAGUGGUUGCUGAAGAAGAGGUUGCUGUAGAAGAGAUUGCUGUAGAAGAAGUUGCUGUAGAAGAGGUUGCUGGAGAAAAAGUUGCGGUAGAAGAUGUUUCUGUAGAAGAAGUUGCUGUAGAAGAAGUUGCUGUAACAGAGGUUGCUACAAAAGACGUUACUAUAGAAGAGGUUGCUAUAGAAGAGGUUGCUGUAAAAGAUGUUGCUGCACAAGAGGUUGCUGUACAAGACGUUGCUGCACAAGAGGUUGCUGCACAAGAUGUUGCUGCACAAGAGGUUGCUUCAGAAGAGGUUGCUGUACACGAGAUUAAUGCAGAAGAGGUUGCUGCAGAAGAGGUUACUUCAGAAGAGGUUGCUGCUGAAGAGGUUGCUUCAGAAGAUGUUGCUGCACAAGAGGUUGCUUCAGAAGAGGUUGUUACAAAAGAGAUUGCUGCAGAAGAGGUUGCUGCAGAAGAGGUUGCUGAAGAAAAGGUUGCUCCAGAAGAGGUUGCUGCAGAAAAAGUUGCUUCAGAAGAGGUGGCUCUAGAAGAGGUUGCUGUAGAAGAUGUUGCUGCACAAGAUGUUGCUCCAGAAGAGGUUGCUGCAGAGGAGGUUGCUGCAGAAGAGGUUGCUGCAGAAGAGGUUGCUACAGAAGAGGUUGCUUCAGAAGAGGUUUCUGUAGAAGUGGUUGCUGUAGAAGAGGUUGCUGUAGAAGAGGUUGCUGUAGAAGAGAUUGCUGUAGAAGAAGUUGCUGUAGAAGAGGUUGCUGGAGAAAAAGUUGCGGUAGAAGAUGUUUCUGCAGAAAAAGCUGCUGUAACAGAGGUUGCUGAAGAAGAAGUUGCUGUAGAAGAUGUUGCAGCAGAAGAGGUUGCUGGAGAAGAGGUUGCUGAAGAAGAGGUUGCUGGAGAUGAGGUUGCUGUAGAAGAGGUUGCUGUAGAAGAGGUUGCUGUAGAAGUGCUUGCUGUAGAAGAAGUUGCUGUAGAAGAGAUUGCUGUAGAAGAAGUUGCUGCAGAAAAGGUUGCUGGAGAAAAAGUUGCAGUAGAUGUUUCUGCAGAAGAAGUUGCUGUAACAGAGGUUGCUACAGAAGACAUUACUAAAGAAGAGGUUGCUGUGGAAGAUAUUGCUGGAGAAGAGGUUACUGCACAAGAGGUUGCUGCUGCACAAGAGGUUGCUUCAGAAGAGUUUGCUGUAGAAGAGGUUGCUGCAGAAGAGAUUGCUGCAGAAGAGGUUGCUACAGAAGAUGUUGCUGCACAAGAGGUUGCUGUAGAAGAGGUUGCUGCAGAAGAGGUUGCUUCAGAAGAGGUUGCUGUAGAAGAGGUUGCUGCAGAAGAGAUUGCUGCAGAAGAGGUUGCUACAGAAGAUGUUGCUGCACAAGAGGUUACUUCAGAAGAGGUUGCUGUAAAAGAGGUUGCUGCAGAAGAGGUUGCUUCAGAAGAGGUUGCUACAGAAGAGGUUGCUGCAGAAGAAAUUGCUGCAGAAGAGGUUCCUGCGGAAGAGAAUGCUGCAGAAAAGGUUGCUGUAGAAGUGGUCCCUGUAGAAGAGGUUGCUGUAGAAGAGUUUGCUGCAGAAGAGACUUAUAUUGAAGAGAUUGCUAUUAGAGAGAUUACUGUAGAAAAGGAUGCUGUAGAAGUUUUUCCUGUAGAAGAAGUUGCUGUAAAAGAGGUUGCUGUAAAAGAAGUUGCUGUAGAAGAGGUUGCUGUAGAAGAGUUUACUGUAGAAGAGGUUGUUGCAGAAGAGGUUGCUGUUAAAGAGGUUGCUGUAGAAGAGGUUGCUUUAGAAGAGGUUGCUGUAGAGGAGGCUGCUGUAGAGGAGGCUGCUGUAGAAGACGUUGCUGUACCAGAAGUUGCUGGAGCAUAUGAUGCCGUAACAGAGACUUCUGCUGAAAAUGAAAAUACUGACAAAGAUGAACUUGAUAUUAAAGAAGCUGUUAAUGAAGAAGGUACACUUAAUAAAUAUCCAACUGAGCAGGGCACUACUAAUAAAGUAGCUGUAGAGGUUGAAGCUGUACUUGAAAAUAUUGCAAAUGAAUUUGAAACUCAAACCUCUGAGAAUAUUCUUAUCAGGGACUCAACCAAAGAUGAGACCAAAGAUCAAUUAGCAGAAGCAGAGGAAACCAAAGAGCUACUUAUAGCCACUAACCAAAUAGUAAAUCAAGAAGAGAAUGCUGAUAUUUUUCAAACAGAGGUUUAUGAUGUGUCUGUUCCAGAUGAGGAAAUUAUUGAGGAUGAAAAAGCAGAACAAAAAGCUGUACUUAAAGAUUCAGUAGAGCUAGAGUCUGGGAGAAAUCAAGAAGAAGUUGUAAAAAUAAAAAUUGAAUCUUUUGCAAGAGAACAAGAAGCCAUUGCAGGUGAAGCAUUUAUGGCACACCUCAUACUUGAAGCUUUUGCACAAGAGCUGGAGAGAAGGGAAGAAAAAUCAACAGCAGUUAACAAGGAAGCUUCAAUAGAAGAAAUAGAAACCAAAGAUAUGGAAGAAGAAGACUCAAUGGAGGAUAUUGAUGUUGUGUUAGAAUUUUUAGAAGAACACAUUGAGACUAAUUUCAAAGAAUAUCCAGAUGCAACAGAGAGCUUUGAAAAUACAAAGACUGACAUAAUCAGGUUUAACUGUGAUCCCCCCAUUAUUUCAUCGCUGAAGUCAGUCGUGCAUGAUACAGAAAGGACAAAAGAACAGACAGAUCAGGAUUUGGUAAAGGAUGAGAAAAACCACAAAAGGGAAAAUGAGGACCAAGUUCCUAAAUCUCUUCCUAUUCCUACAAGUGAGGAAGUAGGCAAUGAGAGGACUGUGCAGAAGAAAGCUGUUCCCAGUAUUUUAUCAAGAUGUGAAACUGAGGAAACAUGCUACACUGCUUUAACUGAAGUCCUUGUAGAAUGUGCAGAGACAGAUUUUUAUCCUGAUCUGAUUGGAGAUGAGAUUAAUCCGAAAACUGAAAAUAGAAUCAACACCAUACAGAACCAUGAGCAAACAAUUGAUGAUUGUGAAACAGAGGAAGAUGACACUGAGAAUUUCUCUAUUGAUUACUCAAGCAUUGAUGAAGAUGUAGAAACUGGGAUUGACAUUUAUCCAAGUGGAAUUGCCUGUAGGAGUCCUGAAACCACCACUAACGAACCCAUUGAACCAGUAAAUAGUGUAAUAUCCCACAAUGCAUGGCUGGGAGAGAAAGAGAAAUCAGAUUGUCUGUCCGAGUUUUGGAACAAUGGUGAGAAGGAAUAUUUGCCUGAGUUUGAUACGUCAUGCGAGUAUUUUCCAAGCAAAGACAACCAUCUGUUUCAAUCAUACGCAUUAGACCUUUCUGAUGAAGAAUAUGAGGAUGAGGAUGAGGAUGAGGAUGAAGGAGAAUUAGAAUGCAAUGCUCAAAUAGAAAGAAGAUUUAGAAAAUACAGAAAUCUAGAAAGAUAUGAAUUCUUCGGAUCAAAGGGAACCUGGAUGCUUGAAGCACUUGAAGAGGUGGACGAGGAGGAAGAUGAGGACGAUGAAGAAGAUGAUUCAGAACAAGAAUUUGAAUCCAUCGUUACUGUGAAUCUUAACACUAAUGAUUAUGAUAAUAGUAAAAAAGAGCAAGAGAACCUGCUAAUCAACGAAAUUUUAAAUGAUUCCAUUCAAGAUGUUUCAUCUGUCAGCAGUGGGAUGUGUAGCCCGUUCACUCCCUUCUCUGGGCGCAGCGUAAGUUGUAAUGAUCUGCGUGGGAUGUCUGGUUCUGUGGAUAGUCUGGUGGUAUCAGAACGAGGUCUGAGUACUGAUGAAGGUCUAGAUGAAUGUGUUGAUGACUCUGAUGAACUUUAUCAGUCAGUAGUUGAAGUUAUGUUCAAGUAUAGAUUAGCAGCUUUUCCUAAACUUAAAGAACAAAGUGAAGCUUAGUUUAAAAUAGCUGAGGGUUGUAUAUUUUCAAAAAUUACCCACCCCCCCUUACAGGAAGAUGGUGAAAUGUGAUGCCCUGAUGGGAAAAAAUGAAAUAUUGGACAUAAACUUUUAAGUUUCCCCACUUUUCGCCAUUAAAUUAGUAAAUUAAACCUUUAAAUUAAAUUAUUUUCUAAAAUUCAGAAAUUACAAGCAUGUUUUUUUGUUCCGCGCAAACAUACCAAUUAACUGGGGGAAAUGAAUGUUUAAAAAAUAUACUACUCUGAAAUAGUUUGUUAAGCAAAUUUUUAAAUGUAAAUAUUAAAUUGUAAAUAACAGUAAGCCUCUAGCUAUGUUGCCUGUAUUUGAAUUAUGAUUAAAUAUUGUAUUAUGUAUUAAUUGUAUAGUAUGAAAUAAAAGUAUAUAUGCCACACAUAUAUAUUUUUACAUUUGUCACUUAGUUUUGAAGAAUACCGCCCACUCCCGAACAAUUAGUGGCGAAUGAAAAAUUUGACAUUAACUGUCAAUAUCUUACCCUAGGCUGUAUGGUAUUCUUUAUCCAAAAAAAUAUUUCAUUUUCAAAUUUAGCAAAAACUAAUAAAAACAUAAAUAUUUGAUAAUGCUUCGCGUUCACAUUCCUAAAUGUAUGUCCUGGUUUUUUUAAAAUAAAAUUACAGCUUUCUCUGUUGGUAUCAAAAUGCUAAAUCUAAAACCUUCGAGAAGACUAUCUCGAUAUCGUCAUUUAAUUCCUAUGCUUUAUGGACACCCAGCAUCUUAUUAUAUAGGGUUUCCCACGAAACAUGACAGUAGCAAGGCGACUAUAAGUUCGUCU